UUGCGUAAUGGCUUCUUUGUUUCUCUUCUUAUCUCUUUUUGUUGCAACAUGUGUUGCAGAGGAUUAUGAAAUUUCGGUAAACGUUAAUGACAUUGUACGUGAAGUAUCACCGUUUUGGCACAGCACUGGUUUCUGUCCUCCUCUUCCUCAUGAGAAGUCACGUGACUAUGAUCUAGCAGAAGAUGAAAUACAGAAUAUCAUAUAUAUAGGCUCUAUACCCAACAACGGUAUAGAACAGGUCCGAAUCCAUUGGCUUCUUGAUUUAGUAACGUUAGAAAAAAAUUCAAGCGACCAUUUCGUCUACAACUUCACUUUUCUUGACAUUCUGCUUGAUCAUCUCCACGACAACGGGUUGAGGCCCGGAUUUGAAAUUAUGGGAAAUCCUUCUGAUUAUUUUACUACGUUUGAUGAUGACAAACAAGUGCGAGAGUGGAGAGAGCUUGUGAUGUCACUAGGUAGGAGAUAUAUUGAUAGAUAUGGUGUAGAGUAUGUCGAGAAGUGGAAUUUUGAAACAUGGAAUGAACCAGAUCAUCACGAUUUUGACACUCUCAACAUUACACUUAAUGGAUUCAUGAAUUAUUAUGAUGCUUGUUCGGAAGGUUUACUAGCAGCAAGUCCAAGACUGAAAUUAGGUGGUCCAGGGGGUAGUUGUCGUGAGCCUCCACAGUCUCCAAUCUGUUGGGGUCUAUUGGAUCAUUGCAUUAAUGGAAAGAAUUAUUUUACCGGCGAAACAGGUGUCCGUAUUGAUUUUAUUUCGUUUCAUCAUAAAGGCGGUGGAGUGUCUAUGAACGUGCUCGAGCAGGAGCUUGAAACGAUGACAAUGAUAAGAGAGAAAUAUCCACGUUUGGCGACUGUGCCCAUCUACAAUGAUGAGGCAGACCCUCUGGUUGGCUGGAGUCGUGGAGAAAGCUGGAGGAGUGAUGCACGAUACGCUGCAGUCGUAGUGAAAAUCAUUGCUCAACAUUUCCAUCUUCUGCUCGACCCAUCAAACUCACCCUACUCUCUUCUAAGCAAUGACAAUGGUUUUAUGAAUUUUGGUCCACCGAAUUUUUUCGAUCAACGAACAUUGAAUACUCGUUUUCCGAUGAACAAGACGGUUCCGAAGAGUGUGGAGAUAGUUCGUAAGCCAGUUGCUGUUGCUAUGGGUCUACUGUCGUUGCUAGGGGAGAUGCAACUUAAAAGCAACGUGACAAUUAAUAAUCAGACUGUGGGGAAUGAUAGUUCAGUUGGGGUGAUUGCGUCUUUGCAUCUCCCAAUGAAUCAGCCAGAUGACAGCGUUCAGAUAUCAAUUAUUGUCUAUAAUAGUAAUGACACAGCAGAGUUGGUGCCAUCGCAUGAUGUCGUUCGGUUAACUAUUUCUAAUCUUGUACCACAAAAUGUGACAGUCAACGAGAUGGUCUGUAUUCACUACAGAUUGGACAACAACCACACAAAUCCGGAUGCCGUAUGGGAACAAGGUGGAAAACCCGACUUUCCGUCUGCUACUCUAUUUGCUAGCAUGCGUGCUCAACAAGAUCCGGUUACCAUUGCUGGACCAUCUAUAGUAAAACCAGAGUUACAAUGGACUGAUUCGUUUGAUCUACCGCUUCCUGCUGUUGAUCUAAUUCACUUUUGCUCAAAACCGAUGGCCGCACCGUCACAAGUCAGUCAAGUGCGACUACACCAGGUACACAAGAACGAGGUACUCGUCUCGUGGACUGAUGUUUCUUCACGUUGUUUGCUCAUGUACAACGUCUAUUACUCACUCUCACGUGACGUCGGCUACAAGCGAGUAUCAACGCACAAUAGCAUCUUUACUCUACUGUCACAUCAAGUGCCAGACUUGAAAUCAGUUGCUGGCGUCACAGUCUACUACAAAGUUGCAGCGACCGACUACUGGCAGAGAGAAGGCGCAGCAUCGCUCCCAGUCAAAAUUACUCUCUAG
Molecule: messenger RNA, 1924 nt
Organism: Corticium candelabrum
Lineage: Eukaryota; Metazoa; Porifera; Homoscleromorpha; Homosclerophorida; Plakinidae
Product: alpha-L-iduronidase-like
Exons: 1
Coding region: 8-1924 (638 amino acids)
Biological process (GO): carbohydrate metabolic process
Molecular function (GO): protein binding; L-iduronidase activity
Source: RefSeq, a predicted model, not a curated record